Molecule: messenger RNA, 2628 nt
Organism: Morchella importuna
Lineage: Eukaryota; Fungi; Ascomycota; Pezizomycetes; Pezizales; Morchellaceae
Exons: 5
Coding region: 1-2628 (875 amino acids)
Biological process (GO): DNA replication; transcription initiation at RNA polymerase II promoter; DNA replication initiation
Cellular component (GO): transcription factor TFIIA complex; replication fork protection complex; nucleus
Molecular function (GO): single-stranded DNA binding; DNA replication origin binding
Source: RefSeq, a predicted model, not a curated record
AUGCCACCCACCGACAGCACCCACCCCCCAUUCCAAAUCUACCGGCACUCCAGGUUGACUCCCACCGCCCCCACCCCCCUUCCCCCCACAGCACAAGCCAGACUAACCAUCCCUUACAGCAUCGGCAGAGCACUCCUAGAGACUCUAAACCGCGCAUGGUUCCGCACCACAAUGACACCAGCGAUGGCGAUGAAGGUGAUGACGAACUUUGACUUGGUGAUAACACGAGUACUAGCUGAGAUGGCGCGCGCGAGCUUGGAGCUGACUGCGCAUCUAAGUGCAUACACGUAUUUGGACAAUGUGUGGUGUUUUCAGUUGGAGCGUGUGAGGCUCACGCUGGAUCCGAGGGAGGGGCCGGUGAAGCCGGUGCGCGCGGGGAGGUUGUUGGUUAUUGCGCAGAAUGCGGAUCCGCAGGGGAGGAUUAAUAGCUAUGUUGUGGUUUUUGCAAAGACCCCCAAUGGCUCUGGAGAAGUAGUGGCCCUGAAUAUCUUCUUCCCAUCACGCCCUAGAACUUCCUCACUCCGACUCUCCCCCCACGUGACCCUCGACCGGGUAAUGCACUUAACACGCCAACGUCUGCCGCGUCCCUCGCGUCAAACCAAAUCCACGCAACCUCACAAGAGAAAGAAAAGAAAAAAAAAUGUCUUCAAACAAAGAUAUUGUUUGGCCUCCCCAAACAACCGAAGAUGUGCUGAUGCUAACCCCGCGCAAACACCGUCCCGAAGCCCCCUUCUCCCCUCGCCCCUCCGCAAAAACUCCCUCCCCUCGCCCUUCGACGGCGCAAACUCCGACGCCUCAGACGACGAUGAGGACGAAGACGAGGAGAUGCUGAAGCUGAAGCUCGCAGCGCUCGAGGCGAAGCUGAAGCUGAAGCAGCUGCAGAAGCGGCGGAAGGCCGCAGAGGGUGGGGCAACCGACAGUGCACGAAAACCCAGUACUUCCUCAACUAGAAACCGCUCAGGGUCACUCGUGCAGGUGCCGCAAUCGCCCGUCAAGAACGUAGCUGCGAGGAACACAGACCCGCCGAUGCCCAAGUCGCCGAGCCGGGUGCUGCUGGGCAUCGACAAGGGCCUGCGGGGCGCAGACGUAUCGCUGCGGCGGCCGCCGCCAUACAGGGCCGUCAACACGCGGGCCACGUCGCCGUCCGAGCAGCCGCGCAAGACGUACAGCGAGCGCAUUGCGGAGGAGCGGGCGAAGGAGAAGGCCAAAGCGGAGCGGCAGAAGGUUGUCGAGAAGUCGCGGUCAAUGGGGUUCAACUUUGAUCCUAUCGCUACCACGUUUACCGCGGGGGGUAGAGGAGGAGGAGGGACGGACCCGUUUGUGGAGGCGUCGCGGGCGCCGACGGUGGCGCUGGAGAGUACGGAGCCGACGGAGACGGGCGGGUUCGAUAGUUUUUCGGGGCUGCAUUUGUCGUCGAGGUUGAUACCGCAUUUGACGUUGACGAGGCAUCUGUCGCCGACGACUAUCUACCUGCUCCCUAAUCUGCUCAAGGAGGUGAAAGGCCCCGACUUUGAGCCCCCCGAUAUCGAGGGCGACUGGGUCGUGCUAGCAACCAUCUGCUCCAAAUCCGAACCGCGCGAGGUCGGGCAAAACACCAACUCCAAGAAGGGCACCGGCAAAUACAUGGUGCUCACGCUGACCGAUCUCAAGUGGGAGAUUGAGUGCUUCCUGUUCGGCAGCGGCUUCGACAAGUUCUGGAAGCUGCCCGUCGGCGCCGUCGUCGCCAUCAUGAACCCGGGCAUCAUGAAGCCGCGCAUCGCCGACACGGGGCGCUUCUCACUCACGCUCAACGACUCGAGCGACACGCUGCUCGAGAUUGGGCGCGCGCGCGACCUCGGCUUCUGCAAGGCCAUGAAGCGCGAUGGCAAAACGUGUGGGAGCUGGGUGGAUAAGCGGCACACGCACUACUGCGCGUUCCACAUCGAGGCGGGCGUCAAGAAGGCGCGUGUGGGCCGCGCCGAGGUAAACUCGAUGGGGAAGCUCUUUUCGCCGCCGAGGAAGGGGAGCGUCCGCCCGCGGCGAUUUAUCGGUGGGAGGGGCGGCGGCGGUGGGGGUGGUGGGAGGGAUAAUGGACUGCUGCAUGAGGGCGCGCUUACGGAUCUGCCGCAGCGGGCGGGGGGCGCGGGAGGGAAGGUGUUUGUGGCGCCGAGGAGAUCGGCGACGAGGUUGCUCGAUGACGAGUAUGAUGGCAUGCAUAGGGGGAGUCGGGAGGAGAGGCUGCAGAAGCGCCUUGCGGAGGCGGAGAAGGAGAGGCAGAUGACUAGGCGGAUCAUUGAGAGCCAGGGCCGCGAUGGCGGCGUGGGUGUGGACUAUCUUAAACUAAGCGUAGAUAGGUUUGAUCUCAAUUCAAGACCAUCAACAGCAAACUCUGUCAACAGCUCACAGAAUAACACAUCAGUGGACAGCCUAACAUCGCUGCUUCUCCGCUCCAAGGGCGUGACAGCGCAGUCGGUCUCCCUGAGCCCCAUCAAGCGCAAACGGCCCGAAAGCCAGAUGAGCAGAGACAUGAGCCCUGAGAAGGGCGCAACGAAGAGGACGAGGUUCGCGCUGCCAGGGCUGGAGAGCACCUUUCGCGACGACCCGUUUGUGAGAGAUGUCGACGAGGAUGAUGAUUUGAUUAUUAUUUAG